GGCACAUCUCUCAUUCUCUUUCUAGAGAAUCGUUGCUGGUCUCCGCCUUUUCCGUCCGGACUCCGUAUCUUUGUUUAUAUAUAGCCCCCAAGGAUCGCCAAGAUCAGAUUAUUAGUCCUACCUCCUCCUUCCUCUUCUUCUUCUUCUUCCUCCUUCUAUCUCCGGCCGAAUUCCGUCACUACCACCACCGGCAGCAGGGAGCGGCGGGGGACGAUGGCGAACCUCACCUGUACCGUGGACUUCUUGGGACCGCUCUUAGGCGGAACAGCCAACGCGAACGCAUCUGCGGAGUUCAUCUGCAGCCGCUUCCAGAACACCGCCGACCAGUUCACGGCCACAACCUACGCCGUCAAUAACACUUACCUCUUGUUCUCGGCCUACUUGGUGUUCGCCAUGCAGCUUGGCUUCGCGAUGCUCUGUGCCGGAUCCGUCCGAGCCAAGAACUCCAUGAACAUCAUGCUCACUAACGUCUUAGAUGCGGCCACCGGUGGAUUGUUUUAUUAUUUGUUCGGUUACGCCUUCGCCUUCGGUUCCCCCAGCAACGGCUUCAUUGGGCGCCAUUUCUUUGGACUCAAGGGCUUCCCGAACUCGACGUACGAUUACAGCAACUUCCUUUAUCAGUGGGCCUUCGCCAUCGCCGCCGCCGGCAUCACCAGCGGCUCCAUCGCUGAGCGCACCCAAUUCGUCGCCUACCUCAUCUACUCUGCCUUCCUGACGGGCUUCGUUUACCCCGUGGGCGCUCACUGGAUCUGGUCCACCGACGGGUGGGCUAGCGCCUUCAAGCCCACCAACCGCCUCUUCGGCUCCGGGGCCAUCGACUUCGCCGGCUCCGGGGUUGUGCACGUCGUCGGCGGUGUCGCCGGCCUCUGGGGUGCGGUGAUCGAGGGUCCCCGCAUAGGCCGCUUCGACCACGAGGGCCGCUCCGUCGCGCUUCGCGGCCACAGCGCCUCCCUCGUCGUCCUGGGCACCUUCAUCCUCUGGUUCGGUUGGUACGGCUUCAAUCCCGGUUCCUACAACACCAUCCUCGUCCCCUACACGGCGGGCGGCUACUUAGGCCAGUGGACGGCCGUCGGACGCGCGGCUCUCACCACAACCAUCGCCGGCUGCACGGCCGCGCUGACCACCCUCUUCGGCAAGCGCCUGCUCUCCGGCCACUGGAACGUGAUAGACGUCUGCAACGGCCUGCUCGGCGGGUUCGCCGCCAUCACCGCCGGCUGCUCGGUCGUCGAGCCUUGGGCAGCCAUCAUCUGCGGCUUCGGCGCGUCGUGGGUGCUCAUCGGCUGCAACUACCUGGCGGCACGACUGCACUACGACGACCCGCUUGAGGCGGCGCAGCUGCAUGGCGGCUGCGGCGCGUGGGGACUCAUUUUCACGGCCCUCUUCGCCACCAAGGACUACGUCACCAAGGUCUACGGCAGCGACCGGCCAUACGGGCUGUUCAUGGGAGGGGGAGGCAAGCUCCUGGCAGCGAACGUGAUCGAGAUAAUUGUUCUCUUUGGGUGGGUCAGUGCCACCAUGGGCACGCUCUUCAUCGUUCUGAAGAAGCUGAACCUUCUCAGGAUCUCCGCCGAGGAUGAGCUCGAGGGGAUGGACAAGACCCGCCAUGGCGGGCUCGCCUACGCCUGGCACGACGAUGACGACGUCAAGGUCAAGGGACCGAUGCAGAUGGAGCUACCCACCAAGGCCGACGCUGCCCCGGCAGCCUACGUCGACCUCCCCAGCAUGGGUCCUACUCGUGCCGCCUGAGUCAACCAUGGCAACUUCUUUUCACUUUUUUUUUUUUUUUUUUCUUUUCUUUCUUAGUUGCCGUCUUCCUUUCUAAAGACAACGAUUAGGUGAAGGAGCUUCCUGUGUGAUCUUUCCUUCUGCACCAUUUGUCUUUGUCGUCUCUGUCUCUUCCUCUCUGCUUCUCUGCGAGGGAGCUGGGAUAAGAGGUGGAGAGAGUCUGAUUUGAAUCCUGUCCACAGGUACGUGAUCCUUUUUGUGUGAAUAGAUGAGGGUUGUGGGGUGUGGCUGUAAGUGGGUGUUGAUUUCUGGCUCUGUUUUCUCUUCAUUUGUGACAGUCAUCAAUCUCUUCUUUUCUUUUCUUUAGAACUGUAGAAAAAAAAAAUAAAGGAUUUUGUUGCUUGACUUU
Nymphaea colorata (pocket water lily) is the source of this 2134-nucleotide messenger RNA. Its product is annotated as ammonium transporter 1 member 1-like. Gene Ontology annotation, cellular component: membrane. Gene Ontology annotation, biological process: ammonium homeostasis; ammonium transmembrane transport. The transcript has a single exon. NCBI's taxonomy places the organism in Eukaryota, Viridiplantae, Streptophyta, Magnoliopsida, Nymphaeales, Nymphaeaceae. Gene Ontology annotation, molecular function: ammonium channel activity. Bases 214 to 1746 code for a protein of 510 amino acids. The record is from RefSeq and is a predicted model, not a curated record.